CUCAGCUCUGCACCCCUCCCUCAGCGGUGCUCCGUCGCCCUGGGUGAGCGGGCAGGGGGGUGGCCCACGGUACCCCCCGACACCUGGGCGCCACCAAGCCGCCCGUGGCCGGUGAGGUGGCGGCAGGGUCAGCGCUGGGAAGAUGGCCGCUCUCGCCAGCUCCCUCAUUCGCCAGCGCAGGGAGGUCAAGGACCCCCAGGCAAACCGGCAGAUCGCCAGCAAGCGCAAGCCCUGCCCAAAGAGCAACAAGUCGCUCUGCCAGAAGCAGAUCCUCAUACUGAUAUCGAAGGUUCGGCUAUGUGGCAGUCGAGGGAGAAAAAUGGAAAAAAGACCAGAGCCCCAGCUGAAGGGCAUCGUCACGCGGCUUUACUGCAGACACGGCUUCUACCUCCAGAUGCUGCCGGAUGGCACCAUGGAAGGCACAAAGGACGAAAGCAGCUCCUUCUUGCAGUUCAACUUGAUUCCUGUGGGGCUCAGGAUAGUGGCCAUCCAGAGCACCAAGACGGGGCUCUACGUUGCCAUGAACAGCGAGGGCUACCUCUACACUUCGGAACACUUCACGCCCGAGUGUAAGUUUAAGGAGAGCGUGUUUGAGAACUACUACGUCACCUACUCCUCCAUCCUGUACAGACAGACCCAGUCGGGUCGGGCGUGGUACAUCGGCAUCAACCGAGAUGGACAGGUCAUGAAAGGGAACCGUGUCAAGAAGACGAAGGGAGCAGCACACUUCCUGCCCAAACUCAUUGAAGUGGCCAUGUACCGGGAGCCCUCUCUACACGACGUUGCCGAGCAGAGUCCGCCCAGGAAAACGCCCAAGACCUCCAGUGAGUCGCCCGUGCUCCAGAACGGCAAGAAGGUCCCAAAAUCCAAAACCAAAACAACGUCCUAGCGCUUAGAGACGCAGGUGGGGAGGGGGGAGGGGGGGGGGGAGGAGAGGACUCGGCGGACACCUGAACACGGUUGUUAGGGCUACCCUAUACUGGCGACACUGACCCCCUUGAGAACUAUGCGUACCACAAUGCAGUGGUGUAAAGUUGGAGGAAAAAAAAAAAGGAGCAGAUCCGGGAAGAGUGAAGCUCACACACACACACACACACACACACACACACACACACACACACACCAGCCCAUCCACCUUCUUAUUGGAUUGUGAUUAUCAAAGCCUGGGAUAUAAAAGCAAUAACUCCACGAAGAGUAUAGCAUGUCAGCGCAGCGUGUUUGACCUGCUGGAAAGGAAGUCCCACACACACCCUCUGGCCAUCUUCAGCGACAUCCUUCCAGCCGACCACAUGUCCUAGCAAAAAGUCUUCCUGGUUCUACCACCAACGGGUGCAACGGUCAACUCGGUCCCUCUGCAGCGCACGCUCUACAAAUGGGGUUGGGUUUUUUUUUUCGUUUCCCCCACAGGGCUCCGUGCUAAUGUUAGCCGCACACGAAGCCAUGCUGAAGCGAGGCUGUCACAGAGACCCUUGCAGACUUUUUGUUCUGCAGCCAUCUGCUCAGUCCACAUCUUCUGUGUGUGUCAGCGACUUUGUGUGAUGGCCUAGAUACUUGUCAGCCCUGUGUGUGUGUGUGUGUUUGUGUGUGUGUGUGUGUGUGUGUGUGUGUGUGUGUGUGUGUGUGUGUGUUCGUUCGUGUUCCCUUCUUCUUCGAUCCACCUUUGGUGCGAUUUGAUUAGUUUGCGACAUGGACUCAAUUUUCCACUCGGCAGCACAAGAAAACCCCUCCCGUCCUCCCUGGCUCUGUUAAUGGAGUCUGGGGCUGAUCAGAAUCUUUCGACCCUUAAACGAGGGGCCAAGAGCUCCCUCGACACAAUGCAUAACCACACACACACACACACACACUCAUUAUUACACUGACAUUUACGCACACACGCGAAGGUGUGUACGUAAAUGCGCACACACUUUGGCAUCCCGAGAUCCAUGAGCAACAACGGCAGAAAAUGUCUCUCGCAACUUAACGCACUUAACAUAAUGACACACAUUAACACACACACGCACACACACACUCGCAAAUGCACACAGACACACACACACACACGCUGACGUGGUGGUGGUGAGUGUGUGUGCAGGUUGUGGGAGAGGAUGAGGAAAUCAUCAGCGUGAUGGGGUACUGAUGGAGCCUGACGGUGUAGCUUGUGAUUGCACUGCAAGAGCUGUUCUUACUGUGGCUGGCCAAGCAUUGCACAAACCCCCCCAACCCCUAACCCCCGAGGCCCGCACAUCAUCUGUGGACCCUCUAUCACUCAAUGUGCUAUUCUCGUCUAAAAACACAAAAAAACUCAAAUUCUUUUUAAUUGCUACCCCGUCGCUGUCCCCAUGCCAUAAAUAUUCCGUGUAAUGUAUGUACUUAAGACGGUUACCCUAGUGACAUCACUUGAGUAAUGUUGCGUUUGGAUUGGAGACUUUGAAGUCUAACAGAAAAAUGCAAUGCAAACUGGAGGUGUGGAGUACAGCAACACAAAGGCCUAAAACUAAGCCCAAAACCUGGGGCCAUACCGGCAUCUUCGAGACACGACGUGACCCCCGCUGGUACUGCCAGUUGGGCACCCUAAAGCCGUGGCUUUGCUCGAUUUAAUUCACUAGUCCAGUGCCCGUUGGAAACGGGCCGAUUGCUUGGCCUGUGGUGUUGCUUGCAGCUUUCUUAAGAACCGCUCAUCGAGAUUUUUACACUUGGCGCUGCGCAACACACCUGCCAUGACAUAGUUGCGUCACACGCCCAGGUAACGUAGCUGAGGUAUUCAUUCACAAUGUACAGUUUAAUAAUAAAUAAAUAAAAUGUAUGAAUAAAAUAUUAUAAAGUACUAUGAAUUAUAUUACCAGCAAUAUCAUCUAUUUUUUUUUUUUUUUUUUUUUUUUGUUCCAGGCAAUCCUCCUUUCCUCGGGCCAACAUUAACCACAAUGCAACUCGGCCACCGAUCAGUUUAGUUGCAGAUUCUGCUGUGUUAAUGCUAGUAGAGCAGAGAUGAGGAGCGGGCUGCGGAGGUUUAGUGACCUCCCUUCUUUCUGACUCCACACCCCCAGAUUUCUUCCAUUUAAAAAAAAAAAAAAAAAAAAAA
Messenger RNA from Perca fluviatilis (European perch), 3058 nucleotides. RefSeq names its product fibroblast growth factor 11a (gene fgf11a). Gene Ontology annotation, molecular function: fibroblast growth factor receptor binding; growth factor activity. The transcript has 5 exons. Gene Ontology annotation, cellular component: cytoplasm. Lineage: Eukaryota; Metazoa; Chordata; Actinopteri; Perciformes; Percidae. Bases 143 to 889 code for a protein of 248 amino acids. Gene Ontology annotation, biological process: positive regulation of gene expression; animal organ morphogenesis; positive regulation of cell population proliferation. The record is from RefSeq and is a predicted model, not a curated record.